This is a messenger RNA of Cheilinus undulatus (humphead wrasse), 6134 nucleotides long. RefSeq names its product torsin family 2, member A (gene tor2a). Bases 47 to 982 code for a protein of 311 amino acids. The transcript is spliced from 5 exons. Gene Ontology annotation, cellular component: endoplasmic reticulum lumen; nuclear envelope. Gene Ontology annotation, molecular function: ATP hydrolysis activity; ATP binding. Lineage: Eukaryota; Metazoa; Chordata; Actinopteri; Labriformes; Labridae. The record is from RefSeq and is a predicted model, not a curated record.
UAGAAGAAGGUUCUGUGGCUUUUCACUCUGCCAGCAGGCAGCCAAAAUGUUGGCCAUCCUGUCUGUGUUGUUUUUAUUCUUGUGUAACUCCGUUUGUGGCGUUUUUCAGAAACUUUACUGCACCAUUUCAGAGAGCUGCGACUGCGACUUCAAACCAAACAUCAGAGAUCUGGAAUGGGAUCUCUAUAAGAAUCUUUACGGUCAGCAUCUGGUUGCAGACAUCGUGUCAGAGGAGGUGGCGAAGUUCCUUCAGAAUAAAAGCCCAGAUCGGCCGCUGGUGCUGUCCUUCCAUGGCUCCUCAGGGACGGGAAAGACGCUUGUCAGCUCCAUGCUGGGAAAUCAUCUGUACGGCUCGGCCAUGGGCAGCCCGUACGUCCACCAGUUUGUCCCCACGCUGCACUUCCCUUUACCUGAGCGGGUCAACGAGUACAGGGAGGAGCUGAAGAGCUGGGUGCAGGGGAACCUGACGGAGUGCGCUCGCUCCGUCUUCAUUUUUGACGAGAUGGAGAAGAUGCCUCCGGGUGUCGUUGACAUCUUGGAGCCUUUUCUGGGUCCCUCUCAUGUUGUGUUUCGCACCAACUAUCGUAAGGCCAUCUACGUCUUUAUCAGCACUGCAGGAGAGGAGGUGAUUAACAGAGUAACUCUAGAGAACCGUCAGGCAGGACGAGACAGAGAGGAGAUCAGAUCAGCUGACCUGCAGGACGCCAUCGCACAGUCGGUUUACAACAACAACACAAGCGGUUUCUUCCACUCCAGUGUCAUCGAGAAGAAGCUGAUCACACGCUUUGUUCCCUUCCUCCCGCUGACCCGGCGACACGUGGAGCGCUGCGCCCGCUCCCAGCUCUGCCAGCGUGGCAUCUGUGACCGCAGUGAGGUGGUGGAGGCUGUAGGAGGCGACAUCGUCUACAGCCCUGUCCAGGGUCAGUACUUCUCCUCCACAGGCUGUAAGGCCAUCCCCGCCAAAAUAAACCUCUUCCUGUGAGCUGAGGAAGGAAAGAUUUUAUUUUUUAAGGACUGAAAGGGAAGAAGUUUUCCUGAGGUGCAAAGAAACAGAUCUCGGAGUGUGGAUCAGUUUCUCACAUGCAGAGGUCAGAGCCGACUCCAGGGCAGGCUGGUCUUCCUGGAUGUGGAGUCGAGGACUCACAAUACUCAGAAUUCAGGCAGUUAUGAGACGAGUUUCCCUGAAGGCAUGGCAGUCGUCGAAGUAAAAGUCCAGGAGAGUUUAGUCCCUGAACUUUAUCGAGAGCUCUACCUCAAACUAGUCCUACCUUUUACCUUUGAACUAUGGAGGUGGUACAUGAUGGUUUCUUACUUCAGCAGCAGUUACUCUACAUCCAUGAAGGUGAAAACCUCAUCAGAGUUUAAAGGGAAACCAGCAUAUUUCCUUACUGAAUUAACAUCAGUGCGUUUUAUGUGUCUGCCAGACUGCCUCUCCAAAGGAAUGGUUGAGGAAUCACUGAUGUCAGAUUGAUUUGUUCUUCCUCUUAUGUCACUUUUAAUUUUAGCCCCAGUGCAGUUUUAGAGAAGAGCUCAACAGUGUGGUUCUAGAAGUAAAACUCCUAUUCAUUUUCUCCAUAGAGGGUUUUAUUAUUAGUCUGAAAUAUCCCAGGUAGAGCUACGUGAGUGUGAAACGAUGGCGUCUGCUCCUGUAGACUUCAAAUAUGUGUAUGAGGUGAACCGCAUUUUAAGAAAAAUGUGGUUUAUUCAUAGUUCCAGACAAAUUAACUACUGUACCCACAAUCCUGGAGAGUCACAGAGACAUCUCUGAUUGGUUGAGCCGAAUGCUGAUAGAUUACCUUUAUUGUCCAGGAAGUGACAGAAACAAUGUUCCUUUUGUCGACCAUCUUUUCCCAUGGGAAAUACAAGAUUGGCUAAUAAUAGACCUCUAAUGACUAAAAGUCUAACGGAAAAAAGACUAAAAUGUCAUCAAGUUAUCGUGCAUUCGUCAUUUCCGGGAUCCCAUGUUUGGCAGAGUGCAGAGAACACACGUGUAAUUCCACAGCAGAAUUAUGUGAAAGCUUGCAAGUGCAUGCUUGAAUGAAAGUACCUUUGUGCCAGUUAUUUUCAUGAAAUUAACAACACAUCUGGCGUGCAAGGAUCUUAAGACUAAAAUUAAAAAUAUCUCCUGAAAUUAACACUGAGCUUUAGUAUGUAAACACCAUCCAGGGCUAGAUGCAGGCUGUUACUCAGGGCUUUUACCUCAGGGAAAAGUUAGUCAAAGAAACAUCGAGUUGGUCAGGAGUGAAUAAAUGUUUCACUCCCAAUCAGUGGUAUCAUCACUAACCUUUACAAAACAGCAGUAAAGUUUCAUGUUGUCCACUUUCAGUUUUCUACAGGAAGUAAGACAGCGAACUCUCUUCCUCCUGUUUGAAGUAUACAAACAUUGUAAGUAGAUAAACAGAAACACUAACCCGGUGGUCCUCAACUGGUCUGGCAUCAGGACCCGCCACCAUAUCCUUAAAGGCAAAUUGCAAUCCAAAGUCCCCAUGUUUUGCAGUCAUAUCUAAAUGCUUUUAAUGGAGAAAUGAUGCAGUAUUGAUUAGAAAUGGAACAAAAGAUGCAGUGAAACAAAGAGGUUGACACAUGUCCUUCAAAAUAAAAGCACAUCACAGGUUUUUUUUUGCACAUAUUUUUCCAGGCACACUUUCACGGCCCACUUUUGGGUCCUGACCCACCAGUUGAGAAUCAAUGAACCUACCACCAGGAACAUGGAGACUUCAGCACUGUAACAAAGGAGUUAACUGCUGUCAUUCACUGAUCAAUAGAACUGAAUCAGACAUGUUAGAAUCGUUAUUUCACUUAAAAUGGGUAAAAAUUACUAAUGACAGGGUUUUCUCAGGCCUUAUUUAAGAUCAGAUUUACUUUUAAAAUUUGAUUAUUUAAAAAUAGAAAUGUGAUUUUUUUUUAGAUACAGUUUCAGAAAUUAUUGCAAAAUAAUAAUGAAAAUGAGUUUAUCUCUAUUUCUAAAAGCUGGUAUUGUUGCAUCCUCAGUUUCAAGUGUUCUUGUUAACUUGGUCCCCAGGUUAAAAAUGAUGAUGCAAGGAUUUUGAAAAAACAUAAAUAUUGGAUUUGAAUGGCAAAAUUUCCUUCUUGAACCACAGCCAUCAAAAGAGAGGGGGCAGUGUUGAGCUCUGCUAGGAAGACAUUACUGUAAAGUUAAUUUAGCUGAGUACAGUCAGACAGAUGUGAGAACAACCACAAAUCUACAUGUGUAUUUGUUUUUUAGGUUGGUCUUAAAAUGUGGUUAUCUAAUGGAUUUUAUUUCUUAACUUACAAAAGACACUAAUGUUAAAUCAGUAAGGACAGUAUGUCUUUAUGUAUUCGGGAUUCCCUUUAAGAUUUAUUUAUCAUUUCAACAUGCCGUCUUACCAAAAUCCCAUGUAAGCUCAACGGAAGGUUUGAUAAUCGAUCAGAUGACUCUGGAAGAAGAGGGUACGUUUUUAUUGGACUUGGGUGAAUGUCUGAUUAAAGAUACAUCAGUUUGAUUUUUAAGUCUUAAUAUUGUAAUGUGAGGCAGCAGCCUCAGAGGAAGAUGAAUAAUCUCCUGAUGCUGCUUUUUAUGAGCUCAGAAAAGCAGAAUUUUUAACAGGGUUGUGUUUUUUUGGGGCCUAAAUGCCGGUUUUUAUCCCCAUGUCUGCUUAUAACAGAAAAGAUGGCACAGUUUUCACUGAUGCUCAAACUUCAUCAUCAUCUUGUCUGCAGAGUGCCAUGUUUAUUUAAGAGGAAGCCGAAGUUUUCUUGAAUGUAUUUCUUCUUUGCUGCCGUGCAACUGAAGAUGAAACCAGGCGUUCAUCCUCAGCUCUGCCACCAGGGGGCAGUAAAGGCUUAAUUUUGCCACAAACAGAUGAUGCAAGUAAGAGUUCACCUGCAGCUCGGUGCUUUUUAACCCCUUACAUGACUGAAUCCUGUAAAGACCAAUGUUGUAUUUUGCUUUUUUAAGUAUAAUUGUACUGUAAAAGUAUUUCCUGUGUGUUUAACACAGUCUAAGUGCACUUUACUGGAGCAUUAAUGGACCUGAUGUGUUAUCAGGAAAAAUGGAGAAGUUAUGAAGGCAGUGUGAUGAAGUCAGGUUUUACUUUGCCAAAAUUCAUAUUUGCAUUCAGAAUAAUGCUGAAGCUUACAGCUGAUCAGUGAUUUUGAAACAGGAUUUGUUCUUUACAGAUAUGAAGAUCUGCAGCAGUCAGACUGUUAUAAGACUGAGGAAAUCAUUGCAUUUCAAUGUGACACAUGAACACAGUUAGGAUGGCUGCACACAAGACUGACUUUGCACUGAUUUGGGGUUUGUUGCAACAGAUUAUUUGUCCACAUAAGUCAAGGAUGCACAAUAGCAUUGGCAUGAUGUCAGGAUCUGCAGAUAUUAACUGAAAUAAUGAAAUAUCUUAUGGCAGAUAUGAAAAUUUCAUGGUAUGUAAACGUCACUGAAGCUGAGUUCUGACUAGGUUUCUCUGGUUUUACUGAUUUAAAUUGAGGAGCAGGACUAAAACUUUAAAUUAACAUCUGUUUUUCUGGUGAAGUAAAGAUGCAUCAUCAUGAGGAGUGGGGGAAAAAUGGCCCAGUGCUGCUGCUGGACAUAGCAGCCAAUAGUAGCUGCUACUGUCGUCAGCUUUUGCCCUCCAGGCUAAUGUGUGGUCACUGACAUACAGCUGACCUCAUGAAUCAUCCUCCAUGUUUGUUUUUCUUCAGAAGUCCUGUUUCAUCAAGUGUGGGUUGUGAAGUCGUUACUACAAACAGCGUGUGUGUGAUCUCAUGGUCCGGAUGAAUCAUCUAGUGCAGUGGUUCUCAAACUUUUCCCUGAGGCACAUCAAAAACUAAGCUAAAGUCUCAAGGCACACCAUAUUCAUGUCCUUGCAAAAUAGUCUCUGUUACAUGUGUCGCAACGUCCCAACUGCAUGCAACGUGAGCGAGCGCCAACUCCAAAAUCAGUUUGAUUACAGCGUUUUCUUUCUUAGUAUCCUGGCAGCCUGUGAGCCACAGAGUGCAAUGCUGCUCAGUAAUCCGAGGUUUAUCUCCAGUCACUCUGUUCCUAUUUUCUUCUCUGUCGCUCACACUGAGAUGGACAGAUAACAAGGAAAGAGGCAGCACAGAGGAUGACAAGUCACCAGGAGUGUCCUACCAAGAGAUAUUCUUCAUUUUCACCCACUUGUCUCACUCCUGAAACUCGUCGUGGAGAUUGUGAUGCAUGGAUAUUCUCCAUAUCCAUUUAUGAAAUUUUAGGGUCUGAUACUAACAUGGAGACAAAACUAUGUGGCUCACAGCCAUAUAAAGGCUACUCAAUACAAGGCACCACACCUUUACUUCUCCACUUUUUAAGUAAAAGCAUGAGAUGUCAUAUCUUUACAUGUGGAAAACAGUCAUUUUACAGGGCAGAGAACUGCAGAUUUAACAGAUAGACAGUGAGCAUGCAAUGCUGCAUGAUGCAAUACAAUGUCUGACCCUCUCAUGCAGUAAGGACAUGGGUUAUAGUAUCUUUAGUUGUUGCAUAGUUGUAGUAAUAGUAAGACAAAUUCCCAAGGCUCACCAUUUGAGAACCACUGGUCUAGUGUGUGCAUUUGGAGAAUUGUAACAUUGAAAAUCAGCAGCACAUGCACUCAUACGUAGAGGCUACAGUCCCCAAAGCACUGGUCCCACCUUUAAAUCCUGAUCCUGGUGCUGCUGGUGCAUGUCAUCCCCGGCUCUCUCUCCUCAUAUUUCCUGUCUUUCUUCAGCUGUCCCAUCAAAUGUCAGCAUAUAGCCAAAAAUGUUUAAGAAAAUGAGUUAAACAGUGCUUAAUUUUGUGUGUUGUGUAUAGCCAGUCUAACCAUGAUUUAUGAUGCAAACUUCCAAAAAAGUCCAUUUAAAUACUGCUCUUUUUUCACAUAUAUAGAUAGAUACCGCUGCCUUCAUCGGCUCAGCAGCCUGAGUAUUACUGCUGUUAAUCAGACUUCUUAGCCUGCCAUGGUUUGUUACGUAAUCUCCCUUUAAAGGCUUAAAAUUUUACUAAGUGGCCAUCGUGUUGGGGCGUCUUCUGUGAGUCAUGUGACAAACUCCAGUGUUCAUUUUCAGCCAAUAAAAACACCUGGAUGUUGGUGACUGAAGCUUGUUCUAAAGCCAAACGCAGCUUCUGGUACUACAGUGUAAUGAAAAAUAAACUUUAA